AUGAAGUUCCUUGCCCUCGCCUACCUGGCAACCGCCGUUGCCGCCAGUGUUGUCCGCCGCGACCUGGCCACCAUCACCGGAGUCCUCACUGCUGUCGGUGCUGAUCUCGAUGGCCUAAACACUGCCGCUAAGGGCUUCAGCGGCGACCCGACCGCUCUCCUCGAUGCCUCCAACAAGGCCAUCCAGGGCCUCAAGGACGGCGAUGCCAAAAUCCAACCCCUGCCUGCCCUGAGUCUCACCGACGCCCUCGGCCUGACCGGUCCUGCCAAGGACCUUCAGACCAAGGGUGACGCUCUCCUCGCCACCAUGAAGGACAAGAAGGCCGCCAUUGCCGCCGCUGGCAUGUGCGAUGUCACCCGUCUCCAGGUCGCCGAUCUCCAGUCCGCCUCGGACGCUCUGAUCAAGUCCGUCGUCUCCAAGGUUCCCACCGCCGCCCAGUCCAUCGCUCAGGGUCUCGUCGCCCCUCUCCAGAAGGAUCUUGCCGACGCUGUCGACCUCUUCAGCGCUGCCAACUGCCAGAACGGUGGCGGUGGCUCUACUUCCGCUCCUGCUUCUUCUUCUGCCGCCCCUACCACUUCCGUGGCUCCUACUUCUACCAAGCCGGCCACCACGACUGCCGCUCCCACCACCACCAAGCCUGCCACCACCACCGUUCCCACCAUCCCUGCCACCACCUCUGCUGGCCCCGGCCCUACCACCACUGCUCCUGGUCCUGGCAACGGCACCUGCCCUGCUGCCUCCACGGUUACUGUCACCUCCACCGACACCAAGGACUGCACUCCCACUCCUACUUGCACGAAGACUCCCCCCGUUACUGUCACCACCACCACCAAGGCUUGCCCUACUGGGUCCAAGCUGCCCUGGUAA
Molecule: messenger RNA, 867 nt
Organism: Cordyceps militaris CM01
Lineage: Eukaryota; Fungi; Ascomycota; Sordariomycetes; Hypocreales; Cordycipitaceae
Product: cell wall galactomannoprotein Mp2/allergen F17-like protein
Exons: 1
Coding region: 1-867 (288 amino acids)
Cellular component (GO): extracellular region
Source: RefSeq, a predicted model, not a curated record